UAUAAACCAAUGAUGGAGGAUAUUUCUACAUAAUUUCGGGUGCGUUCGGUGCAAGAUAUGGUGUUUGCUCUUUUUAACGUUUUCUAGUAAUGCUACCUUGUGUCUUUGGAUAUUGGUGUUGCAUUUGUCCACGGCGAUAGAUAUUGGGCCUCGGGGUUCUACAUUACUUAUGCAGGUACAAUUUUGGAAUGUUCGAACAUAUUUUAUAAUGACCUUUUGCUUUUUGGGCCCCGUACUUUUCACUCUAUACCUUGUUUCGUUGCUGUUUUACAAGUUUUGGCGACACCUUCCGCUUUUACCGUCGUUGCAUAUCAGUGUUUGGGGCAUGAAUCCUCUAGGAUGCGAGUAUAUUAUCCGCUUGCGGCCAGACGGCAAUAUGUUUCUGCCCCAAAUCUAUAUCCGCGGCUCGGAAAACACGGGCCAGGGCCAUACGGAGCGAAUUGGCUAUGAAUCCUCGGACUCACCGAUGUGUUCAACCCGACGAUUUGGUUACCACACAUUGUCCAGGCCAUUUUCUGCGGCAGAUUCUGGCUCUGCACGGGAGAGCAAACCCAAAUGGCUUCAAAGUUUCUCGGGUUACCACAGUUACAAUCCGACCUCGGGCCGCCGGAUCCAGCACCAAGUGCAGAUGUACACCAAAUUCAGCGACGUAGUAUGCAAGCUUCUAUGUCCUUGCUUUGGCAAUGACUGGCUGGAUAUCACAACCCGGUCAGUUCAGAAUGACAAAUUAGCAAGCAAAGGUUGACGUACGACUAUGUACGUCUCUUUCCUCUUGCAGUAUCACGUUCUAUUAAGAAUGGGGCUUGAACUCACGCAUCCCUGCGUUUUGCCUAGUUUCCGCUUCCGGAAGCGCGGUUUCGUCGCAGUCAACAUUGCCUUAUGCGGCCCUUUCUGCAAGCCUGAAUUGGUCUGUGCUGCCUUAUUUGUCUCGCUCUUUUCGUAUACUCUUUAUUUUAAUCGAUUACUCAUGAGCGCUUUAAAUUUAUGACCUCGUGACUAGUAUGCAUUCCUCAACAAUGAAAGACAGGUUUGCCCGUCCCCCACAUUCCUGGGGUUGCAUCCCGCCAAUGGAUGCUUUCUGCACUUCCU
Molecule: messenger RNA, 1089 nt
Organism: Aspergillus ruber CBS 135680
Lineage: Eukaryota; Fungi; Ascomycota; Eurotiomycetes; Eurotiales; Aspergillaceae
Exons: 2
Coding region: 170-745 (191 amino acids)
Source: RefSeq, a predicted model, not a curated record